Messenger RNA from Coffea eugenioides, 784 nucleotides. RefSeq lists its product as uncharacterized. The record is from RefSeq and is a predicted model, not a curated record. NCBI's taxonomy places the organism in Eukaryota, Viridiplantae, Streptophyta, Magnoliopsida, Gentianales, Rubiaceae. Bases 1 to 723 code for a protein of 240 amino acids. The transcript has 9 exons. Gene Ontology annotation, molecular function: plus-end-directed microtubule motor activity.
AUGGCGGUUGGUGCUGGUUUGAUUGAUGCGAAGUAUUGGGUGAUGGGCUCAAUAGGCUCCUGUGUUUCUGAGACCGCCUCCUCCAGCUACCGCCAUUAUGCUCCACGCUCAGUGUUCCAUUUCUCUCCUGUCAGUGGUGCUUACAAUCCUAUUUAUUUUUUUGUUUUAGCUUCUGCUCUGCGCUUCUUAGCUUGUGCGGAAGGCGGUUCUGCCCUUUUUCCUCCUGCUCUAUUGUUGGCUGCCAAAGGAUUGUUCUGCCUAUCUAAGGUUAAGAUUAAUCAGAAGAUGAUGAAAUCUGCAAUGAUUAAAGAUCUAUACUCUGAAAUUGACAGACUGAAGCAAGAGGUGUAUGCUGCUAGAGAAAAGAACAGGAUUUAUAUACCAAAAGAUCGUUAUCUGCAGGAUGAAGCCGAGAAAAAGGCAAUGGCUGAGAAGAUAGAACGCAUGGAGCUUGAUGUGGAAUCCAGGGACAAGCAAUUUGUGGUGCUUCAGGAACUUUACAAAUCUCAACAGCUAUUGACAGCAGAGUUAAGUGACAAACUUGACAAAACUGAGAUAAAAUUAAUUUAUUUUGUUGCCCUCAUAAUAGUACGUCUUGUUUUCCCCUCUUUUGCUCAUGAUGUCACAACUAUAUUUUUGUUGUGCUCUAGAAAAUGCUGCAGGAAACUGAGCAUGCUUUGGCUGAUCUGGAGGAACGGUUUAGACAAGCUAAUGCCACAAUAAAAGAAAAGGAGUAUCUGAUGGCCAAUCUUCUGAAGUCUGAGAAAGCACUUAUGGAGCGGGC